Molecule: messenger RNA, 1221 nt
Organism: Perca fluviatilis (European perch)
Lineage: Eukaryota; Metazoa; Chordata; Actinopteri; Perciformes; Percidae
Product: E3 ubiquitin/ISG15 ligase TRIM25-like
Exons: 2
Coding region: 224-1021 (265 amino acids)
Molecular function (GO): zinc ion binding
Source: RefSeq, a predicted model, not a curated record
CAUGAGAGGGAUGAAACAGACCACAGAGCUGCAGUCAGAGGAGGAGCUACACUGACAAACUUAAAACUUUCAUUUUUAGAGUGUGACGUUGAAGCUCUCCUCUUUCCAGAGUGUCAGCCAUGCUGCAGUAGAGACAAGUCUCUGUUUCUCUCUGAAAGAAAACUCAAACUGACUUCAUCAGGUAUUUCUCAACAACACAGCACAGUCUCUGCCAAACACUGGUAUGGCUGCUGUGAGCAUUCUCUCAUCUGAAGAUCCGUUUCUGUGCUCCAUCUGUCUGGAUAUGUUUACUGAUCCUGUCACCAUACCAUGUGGUCACAAUUUCUGCAAAAACUGCAUCACUGAACAUUGGAAUACCAAUAACCAGUACCUGUGUCCGAUGUGUAAAAAGGUUUUCAACACAAGACCUGAGCUGCACGUCAACACUUUAAUCUCUGGGAUGAUUGCUCAGUUCAGACAGUCAGCUCAACAGAAAGCCAGCAACAGCUCAGACCAACAAGUGUCCAAACCAGGAGAAGUUCCCUGUGACGUCUGCACUGGAACCAAACUGAAGGCCCUGAAGUCCUGCCUGGGGUGUCUGGUCUCCUACUGCGAGACUCACCUGGAGCCUCAUCUGACAGCUUCACGUCUGAAAAGACAUCAGCUGAUCGACCCUGUGGAGAACCUGGAAGGCAGGAUGUGUAGGGAGCACGAUAAACCUCUGGAGCUGUUCUGUAAGACCGACCAGACAUGUGUCUGCAUGCUCUGCACUGUUUUAGAUCACAAGAUGCAUGAUGUUGUUUCUCUGAAAGAAGAACAUGAAGGAAAGAAGGCCGAGCUGGGGAAGACAGGGGCUGAAAUUCAGCAGAUGAUCCAGAAGAGACGAUUGAAGAUUCAGGAUAUCAAACACUCAGUCGGCCUCAGUGAGGAAGAUGCAGACAGAGAGAUAGCAGAAGGUGUUCAGGUCUUCACUUCUCUGAAGGAGUCGGUUGAGAGAGGACAAUAUGAUGAUAUACUGGUUAUUAACAAGCUGGUCAGCUAAUAUGAACAUAUACUGGUUAUUAACAAGCUGGCCAAGCCAAUCGCCAUUUAGCACUGCAUUCAGUUUAUUUAAAUAGGACGGGUUAAGUCCUGGACACACCCCUGGUGUGCGUGUGUUUGUGUGUGUGUCUAUUUGUAUGUGUGUGUCAGUGUGUGUGUGUGUGUGUGUGUGUGUGUGUGUGUGUGUGUGUGUGUGUGUGU